UAUCUCUGAUUGGAUUUGGUUAUAAAUUAACUAUUAUUCUGGCUUAAUGUGGGAUAGGUGGAUCAGUGAUGGUAUGGCUGUAAUAUCAUGGCAUUCCCUAAGCCCACUACUUGAUCUGGAUGGAGGCAUCACUGUCAAGGACCACCGAACCAUUCUGGAGGACCAUGUUCAGUCAGUCGUUCAAACAUUGUACCCUGAAGGUGGUGCCGUGUAUCAGGCUGAUAAUGCACCAAUUUUCACAGCAAUAUUGGUGACACAGUGGUUUGAUGAACAUGAAAGUGAAGUUGAAUAUCUCCCAUGGUCUGUACAGUUACCAGAUCUGAGUAUUAUUGAGCCACUUUGGGGUUCAAAAUCCUUCUGGACACUGCAGGAUUUGUAUCUGUCAUUCCCAAGACCAACUGAUGCUGUACAGUAUUGGCCGCAAAAGGAGGACCUACACCUUACUUAGAAAUUAUUGUAUUCUAAAACGUUUCAGUGUCAUUGUCUAACCUCUGUAUAUAUAAAAUCAAUGGGCAAAACGGACAUUCUAACAAGAUUAAACAUAUUCAUUAAGAGAUUUUUUUUUACCAGUUUCUGUUGCUUAUUUUCUUAUCCAUGCGAAUGUUUCUGAGUUAAAUUUUUCAUAAUCGAAUGACUGGAUCAUUGCCAUUCUGAUAUGACAGUUACGAUAUUUAUUAUUGUUCUUUGUGCACUAUAAAAGCAUCCAGCGAUCCAACAGGCACAGUAAAGUUUUUCGAAGUGGUGCAGGUUUUCCGUGUUAAGUUCGUUUGGCCACUUGGAUCAGCAAGCAAACUGCGUCCACUGCAACAAUUGGAUUCUUGGUUCUUUUUCGGGCGGUUGGAACUGAGUAUGAGAAACGUGUCUGAUUUGCAUGAAGCGCAUAAUUAAUAAAUGCCAAUGUCAAACGAGUAAAUUGUUCCCAAGUCUGUCUCGGUGUAAGAAGAUGUACACCGGUUACCGGUAUCGGUAAACAUGCAUAAAUUGCGCUUUUAGCUUAAUGAAGACGACUGAAGGACUCGGGGUGGUAUUGUAUGGCCUAACACAGCAGGUCUGAAUCGAUCUUCUGAUCUAUCUCCUCCAUAUAACUUGGGAAGUAUGGAAGACCAGUUGGCCAAGAGCAGCGCGGAUUAUGAAAUUCUGGUGGAAAUUGGAGAAGGGGCCUACGGUAAAGUGUACAAAGCCAGGGCGAUAAGGGAGCCGCAGCGCCUCGUAGCGGUGAAGAAGCUGAACAUCCCUGUAGACUCUGAAAGCGGGAUUCCUGCUUUCAUGAUCAGAGAGGUGGCGCUGUUGAAAAAGAUCGAGUUUUUCAACCACCCUAAUAUCGUAAAGUUAUUAAAUGUAUCAGCUACCUGGAAAAAAACCUUGGAUUUGACUUUGGUGUUUGAGUACGUUGAUCAGGACUUGUCGACCUUCCUAGCUAAAGCCCCACAGACAGGCUUAAGCAGGGAGAUGAUUAAGAACCUGAUGGUCCAGCUUCUGCAGGGGCUGGACUUCCUGCACGUCAACAUGCUGGUGCACCGUGACCUGAAGCCGGCCAACGUGCUCAUCAGCGGCCAAGGUCGGGUGAAGAUAGCGGACUUUGGGUUGGCGCGCAUCUACACCAGCCGCAUUGCUCUGACACCGUGUGUCGUGACGCUGUGGUACAGAGCCCCUGAGGUCUUGCUCCACUCCAGCUACACGUCCUCCGUAGACAUGUGGAGCGCAGGGUGCAUUUUUGCGGAGUUCUUCCUCCUGAGGCCAUUGUUUUGUUGCCUUUCUGAGGUACAGCAGCUGCAGAAAAUUAUCGAAGUCAUCGGUCUUCCGCCAGAGGAAGACUGGCCAGCAGAGAGCGCCGUUGCCUAUUCUCCAAACUGGGCAGGUGAUCGAACAUUAAGCCAGAUGCUGCCAAACCUGGACCUGGAGGAGAAUGAGCUGCUGUUGAAACUCCUGACCUUCAACCCCCUGAAACGGAUCCCAGCUUCCAAAGCCCUGGAACAUCCCUUCUUUAAGGGCCCGUAGCAGCAGGACCAGGGAGAUGGCCCUGGAGUUGGGGUUUGGGAGCAUCGACUCUCUCAUAGUCAGUCCUCUACUUGGGACUGUAGAUCACCGGAAAUGAGCAAACUGAUGGGAUUUAUGUUACAGAAGGAGAACAUCAUUGGUGUGCUUGAUUAAGUCACACACAAUAGUAAUGUUUCUGAACGAGGGGCUGUUGUUACUUGUCAUUGUCACUGCGGUGACCAGUCAGCCACCGGCACCAGGAAUCAGCCAUGAAGUCUUCAGUUGCCCAGUUAUUUUACUUAAUUCUAGUGUUGACUGUCGUUUAGAUGUUUUAUGGGGUUGGAUCUUUGGAUGUGUUCCAUUUCCCUGAAGGCCCUUCUAGGUCCAUGCCAUUUUUAGGCUCCUGGCUCAGAGAUAAUAUAUCACUGGUGUAAACACUUUUUCCUGUGCUGGGCUUUAAGAGACAGAGCUGUUAUAUGGGCAGGAGAUGUACUGGGGGUUGGCAGUGUGGCUGAACUCUCAGAUGGUCUUAUCCGCUGUUAGUGGCGAGGGGGAGGGGGAACAUUCUAAGGGGAAUUUAAGCAUGCAUUACUUACAUAAUGCAGAUAAAAUUAAUUUCAUCACAGUUACCGGUGUUUUGGGGUCACAGGUGUCAAGGUCAAGAUAGAGAGGCAUGAAAAACCAUUGACAUCCAGGCUUUUCUGUGUCAAGUAGUUGUUACUCUGAGGUUGAUGAUUCAUCCCCUGACUCCUGGGGCCACAUAAUCUUUGUGUGAGACAAGGAUUUAGGUAAGGAGCGUAUUUAUUUAUUCAUCAGAGAACUAUACCAGUGAUAGUUAGAAAUUUCUCCGCAUCCACCAAAAGGUUAUGAAUUUCAUAUUGUUCAUUAGGCACUUUGCAGUAACAGCGGGGAAUAUAAACUGCUUAGGAAUCAGUUUUAAGUACCUUUUUCAUGUGUUAAUAUCGAGGGUGUUUAUUUUGACUUUGUUUCUAAGUUUGUGUUUGUUUUGCAAUUCCAACACAAAUGUAACAAAUGUUUCUUGUGUGUCUUGUUUCCUUUCUGACGUUUGAUGUAUUGUUUUCAAAAGGCAUUAACUGUAACAGUGAUGCUAACUAUAGCUAAUUGUUAUUUUAGCUGCUGCUUACAUAGCAGGUUGUUUUGAGCAUUGUUAAUUCUGUCACCAUUUCUGGGUGUUCAGGUGAAUAAAGGUACUUCCUAUGAAAA
Molecule: messenger RNA, 3201 nt
Organism: Paramormyrops kingsleyae
Lineage: Eukaryota; Metazoa; Chordata; Actinopteri; Osteoglossiformes; Mormyridae
Gene: cdk21
Product: cyclin-dependent kinase 21
Biological process (GO): regulation of gene expression; G1/S transition of mitotic cell cycle; protein phosphorylation
Cellular component (GO): cytoplasm; nucleus; cyclin-dependent protein kinase holoenzyme complex
Molecular function (GO): ATP binding; cyclin binding; cyclin-dependent protein serine/threonine kinase activity
Source: RefSeq, a predicted model, not a curated record